Molecule: messenger RNA, 4622 nt
Organism: Hydractinia symbiolongicarpus
Lineage: Eukaryota; Metazoa; Cnidaria; Hydrozoa; Anthoathecata; Hydractiniidae
Product: cell adhesion molecule DSCAML1-like
Exons: 20
Coding region: 172-4446 (1424 amino acids)
Biological process (GO): cell-cell adhesion
Cellular component (GO): cell-cell junction
Molecular function (GO): cell adhesion molecule binding
Source: RefSeq, a predicted model, not a curated record
CGAAAAGAAAUGUAUGAGACAUUGACAGAAACCGAACGCAAUCAUGGAAUGUAACAAUUUUUAUUAAUUAAAAUAACACAGGGAAAGCAUGUAUUAAGUGAAGAUAGCAGCGUUUAUGUUCCAGUAAAUUGCGCUAAGAGAUAUUUUAAUAUAUAUUUUUAUAAAAACAAGAUGAAAGGUUUAUUUCUAUGCUGUGUUUUUUCAUUGUUUCUGUUGUCUGUGGAUGCUCAAGUAGGUGGUCAAGUAGUGAAGGGACGUUCUGUAAUAUAUGUUCAAAAUGGAGAUACAGCAACAUUGCAAUGGGAAUUUACACUAUCACUUAACGAUGUUAACUCUGUGUAUAUUACAUAUGGAGAGGAUCCAAGUCCAAUUGUUGCGUAUUUUAACAAAAACCUUCAGGUUACAAACGCUGUCAAUCAGUUUAUCAACAGAGUGUCUGCUUCUCUUCCCACCUCAAACAGAGGUAUCAUUAUGAUACUGAAGAAUAUCAACAUAAAAGACCAAGGUGAAUAUAAAUGUGCCGUCCAAAAAACAGACUUUAGGACUUCUACAAACAUUACCAAGGUGAUAGUAAAAGUUCCACCAGCCCUAAAUAAAGAUGUAACUGUAAAAACAAAAACCGAGAGAGAUUCUGUAUCACUUCCAUGUAUUACAACAGCUGGUAACCCAAAACCAAUCAAUUUUCAGUGGUUUAAAGAAAAAGGUAGCACAUUUGAACCAGUAACAGGUGUCAUGUUGCAUAAUACAAGAUACGAUUACAACAUAACUUCUGUUGGACGUGAACAUCGUGGUGUAUAUAAGUGUAAAGUGUGGAACAUUGGUGGAAAUGACGAAUACAGAAUUACACUUAAUGUCUACUAUGCUCCUGUAGUCACGUAUCUGACACCAAAUCGCACAGUUUUUGAAAGACAAGGCACUGAGGAAUUCAAUUGUGAUGUUGAUGGUAAUCCACCAAAUAAUACCAAAUACCACUGGUACAGAGGAAUAUUUUCCACCGGACAAGAAAUAAAACAAAGCAACCAAUACAUACUUUUGGAGAAUGGUAAUAAACGUCUGAAAUUCUUAAAACCUUUGCGCUCACAUGCAGAUGUGUAUUAUUGUGCUGGUUCAAAUAUUCAUGGUAUUGGAAAUGCAAAAGGAACCUACCUAAAUGUGACAUACAAACCAGGACCACCUGUUAUAGAAAAUGAAAGAAGGGGUGUUUUCAAUGGCGAUGAAGGAACAAAUGUGACAGUUAAAUGUACAUCAGAUGCUAACCCACCUGCUUAUUACAAAUGGCAUAAAAAAAUGAGGGACUGGACAGGAAAGUUAGACUUUCACCCCAUUGAGAAAUCUGGUAGCUAUUCUGGGGAACUGACAUUAUAUAAUGCCAGUACCAACGACACAGCUGACUACAAAUGUGUAGCUUCAAAUCAACCAAAUGAAAACGAUCGUGCAAAACAAUUUUCUGAUGUAGUCUUUGUCAAAGUCAUUAUCAGAUAUGGUCCGAGAAAAACUAAUUUUUCCAUCAAUGGAAUUAACCACACCCGAAUUGAAGUUACACAAGGUCAUCAAGCCCUAGUUAUCUGUGAGAGUGAAAGCGAACCUCCUGCCAGGUACAACAUUCGAAUCAGCAGUGGUGAUCCGACUCAACUUAACACAAAUGACUAUGUUGGGCGUUAUACUAUUCCAAGCAUGUCAAUCCAAAAUGAGGGGAUUUAUGAAUGUAUUGCAAGCAAUGAAGUUCUAGGUCGAGAAGAAAAACGACAGAUACAUUUAGUUGUUGCAAUUCCACCUACAAAACUUCCAUCGGUAGAUACACCUAGUAAUGUGGAUGAAGGUGCAACUGUAACCAUUCAUUGUAAUGCUCAAGGAAGACCGGCUCCCAAAGUAUAUUGGCAGAAAUAUGGAGCAAAUAUUACCAACGAUUCCGUAAUUCAAUCGUCAUAUGCCCCGAAAUUAAUGACACAAAAGUUAAUACCCGUAGAAGCAAAUUUAAAAUUUAACGGUAUCCGCUACACAGACAGUGGCUCUUAUUCCUGCAUUGUUUAUAAUUCAGCUGGAAGCUACAACAACACUGUGAAAAUUACCGUCGAAUUCAAGCCCCGAAUUACCAACAAGCCACAAGAUGUGACAGUUCGACUAGGUGAUGGAAAGGAGGCAUCCUUGAGGUGUGAAGCAAUAGCUUAUCCAAAGAUGAUCACGUGGGAGUGGUAUUUUGAAGGGAGGCAAAUGUCUGAAACUACUAAUCAAUUUAUCAGGCCACUUCCACAGAAAACAGACAAUGGUGAAUAUACAUGUCGCAGUAGGAACUCAAAAGGGUAUGGUCAAAAUGCAACUGCUCGUAUAAUCGUUGAGUAUGCACCAACGAUCAUGACAAUUACGGAAAAUAAAAUACUUAACAUAGGCGAAAACAUAAUAUUAAUGUGCAAAGCUGAUGGCGUCCCCAAACCUAAAAUUACUUGGACCAAAGACAGAAGUAGUGUGGAACAUAUCGGAGAGGAUUACCGUAUUAUGAAUGUACAAGCCAAAGACAAGGGGGUAUAUUCAUGCAGUGCAACUAAUCUUGUGAAUUCAGACACAAAAUCAGUGCGCAUUUCAGUGAAACAUGCUCCUAUUAUCACAACUGUUGAUCCAGGUCAAGUCAAGGUUGGUGCUGAAGUAGGUAGUACAGCAAAUUUGAAAUGUGACGCUAGUGCUUUUCCAACACCAGUAAUUACUUGGAAGGAACAUGGAUCACCCACAAUAUUAGUAAAUGGUAUUGAUGGCUACCAGAUAACUCAUAACAGCGAAAUGUUUGGUACUACCAGCACUUUAACUGUGGCAGUUCAGGAUAAACAUUUGGGCAAAAAAUAUAUAUGUAUGGCUAACAAUUCACUUGGUGAAACCAAUCAAGAAUUUCAAAUAUUAAAAAGAGGUAAGCCAGACCCGCCAGUAAGAAUGAACCUGACAGACAUAAGGCAACCAACUAUUCCAGUUUCUGUGAACAUAACAAUAACAUGGACACCAGGCUAUACUGGUGGUUAUCCAGUCCAGUUUAUUUUGUUGUACAAAGAAGAAAGUGAAGUUAAUUUCAAGGAAAAUUACAUUGGUGCUCCGCAAGGAAACAGAUAUGUGUUUUCGAACAGGAAAGCUGGUGCUACAUACCAGUUUAGCAUGAAAGCUAAAAAUGAGAGAGGAAUAAGUGGAACGCUUAAACCCGUUUCAUAUCGAACAAAAGAACCUCCCAAGAAUGUUGUGACUGUAUCUAUAGCUAAAGGAGAUGAUGGAACUUCUGUGGUUAUAAGCUGGAUCAUAUUUUCUAACCCUGCAGCAAGAAGAAGACGAGCUGUGGCGCUCACCUGGGAUUAUGGCAAAGUUAGAUACAAGCGUGAAAUUGACACAGAGUAUACGGAGAUAAUAAUAUUAAACAUUACUGUAAAUGGAAGCUGUAAUGUUACAGAUUUGGAAGGAGAUGAACAGUAUGAUUUCCAAUUCAUAGUCUAUGAUACAAAUGGAAAUUUUGGCAAUCCAGUGCAGUUACCAAGCAUUUAUCCUCGCAAAGGACCUUCAUACAAUGACGACAGUGGUUUGUCUAGGACAGAUAUUAUUGCACUCUCAGUUGGUCUGGGUGGAGCCAUGCUACUGAUUAUUAUAAUAAUUUUAUUUAUUGCUAUUUAUCGUAAAAAAGACAAGAAAUCAUCCAAGUACAAGUCACAUUACAAUAAUGGGCGUGUUCAAGUGGACAUCCCAGUCUCAACCAUGAGAAGUCAAUACAGUUCAGAUGUGGUUCGUUCCAGUUAUUUGAACGAUGAAGAUCCGUUUGCCAUGGACACUUCUGUUAUUGAUGACGAUGAAAAAACCUCUCCCCCGCCAGACUAUAAUGAUAUGCAUUACACAAAGCCCCCAAAUCACGAUUUCACCGACCAUCCUAAUCAACACAGCACAUUUCGGCCCGAUAAUCCGAUGCCUAGUUACACAUCGUUUGGUAGAAUACCGAAAAAACAAGAACCCCCGCAUUCGAAAUCAAUGACAUCACUAAAUGGCACACGCGCAACGGAGAUUUCGCGGCGAAAUGAAAAUCGUUACUCCGUGGACGCUCUCGACGAUUAUCCGGAAAGAAACGACGAGGACCCUCUACUCCAGAAGCCUAAAGAUGACAAUCGAAGAAAUCAAAGAAAUAGCCGAGGGCGUUUAUCUUCAGAUGACGAUCUUCCUGAGCCGCCGCAUUUUAUGAGAGACGCCUUACGCAGUCCUCCGUCUGACGAAGGAGGGAUCAACAAUAGAGUGCCUGGUGCAUUCGGUGACCGUGCAAACAGGUUUAAAAAACCUUCCCCGCAGCCAUAUCAGGAAGCAUCUGCCGCGACAUCACCAACAAGUGGAAGGUUAUCACCAGCACCCUCCUCCGUGGCAAGCUCCAAACCUUACCGUAGUGACAAUGAAUACAUCGAUGAUGCUGAAGAAAAUUACGUUGGUUAUUUAGUGUAAAAUACAAUAUUCGUGUUACGUUUACACAAGACAUUAUUCACACAUGAAUUUUUCUGAUAGAUUUCUACCACAGAGAGCUAAAAUUGCUCACGACUGCGCAAUCUCGUGUAUCUGUUACACAGCACGGCUGUCUUUGUGUAUAUUUAUGGUACACAGAUAGAUCGAUAAACAAUUUU